AAACUGCAUUCUGAAGUGGUUAUUUUUUCAGACUGCGUCUAUGUGUUAAAGUUUUGUCACCUCUCUUUCUGAGUCAAAAUUUACGUGUUGGAUUGGUUAUAGCUGAAAAGAUUUGAAAAAUUACGAGUAGAUUGCUUGCCGAAGCGUUUAUUGUACUAGCUUAGACGGUCGAUAACCAGAAAAGAAAGGCAAAAUGCCCGCCGGAAAAUCAAUGAAUGUCAAAGUGAGCUCCAUGGAGUCGGAAAUGGAGUUCUCGAUCACCCUAGCUACCACAGGGAAACAGCUAUUCGAACAAGUAAUCAAGACUAUUGGUCUUCGAGAGCUUUGGUAUUUCGGUCUUAGCUUCAUAGACAAUACGGGCCAAGAGACGUGGCUGAAACUGAACAAGAAAGUGAAAGACCAAGACCUCCCGAAAGACCUUGAUAAGUUGGAAUUCAACUUCAGAGCCAAAUUUUACCCUGAAGACGCAACGGACGAGCUGAUACAAGACAUCACAGUGCAUCUCUUCUUUCUUCAGGUCAAAGAGGCCAUUCUAAAUGACAGCAUUUACUGCCCACCUGAGGCAGCUGUUUUGUUGGCGUCAUACGCAAUGCAGGCCAAAUUCGGAAACCACCAAGAGAAACACGUUGGCGACAUAGAAAAAGACAUCGAGCACGGGAAGGUGUUGCCGAAAAGAGUGAAGGAACUUCAUCCUAAUUUUUCUUCGGAGGAUUGGGCCAAGAAAAUCAGUGAAUGGCACGCUGAACACAAAGGAAUGAUUAGAGAAGACGCGAUGAAAGAAUAUUUGAAAAUUGCUCAAGACUUGGACAUGUACGGAGUUAGUUACUUUUCCAUCAAAAACAAAAAGGGCACUGAUCUUCUACUGGGAGUGGAUGCCCUAGGAAUAAAUGUGUACGAAAAGGACAACAAACUCACGCCCAGAAUCGGGUUCCCAUGGUCCGAAAUCAGCAACAUCUCAUUCAGUGGCAGAAAUUUCACAAUCAAACCCUUGGACAAAAAGGCCCCUGAUUUUGUACUGAGAGUUGACAAACCGAAAACUAAUAAAAUUAUUCUGGCUAUCUGCAUGGGAAACCACGAGCUGUAUUUGAGGAGGCGAAAGCCGGAUACGAUCGAAGUGCAGCAAAUGAAGUCAGAGGCGAGAGCAUUAACCGAAAAACGACAGGCCGACAGGGAACGUCAGGAAAGGGAAAGGAGGCAGUUGGAAAUAGCCGAGCAAAGGGCACGAGAGUUGGAAGAGAAGUUGCAACAAGCGGAAAUUGAGAAACAGAAGCGUGAACAAGAACUGAAGGAAAGCCAAGAAGAGAAUUCGAAAUUGAGAAGUCAGCUCGGAAGUGUUCAGGCGGAUAUUGAGAACAUGGAAAGGGAGAGAGCGGAGUUGUUGGAGGAGAAAGAGAACUUAGCCCAGAAGGUCUCGGAGGGAGAAAUGACGAAAGAGGAAUAUAACAGGAGGAUGAUCGAGAUUCAAGAGGAGUACAAACAUGUGCAGGAGAGAUUGGACAACAAGGAGCAAGAGGCAGAAACGCUAAAGGAGAGCCUCACGCUCACGAAACAAGAAAAGGAAGCCGAGCUCAUCAAAUACCAGGAGGAGAUGGAAAGGAAGCUAAUGGAGGAAGAGGAAAGGAAACUAGCUUUAGAACAGCAGGCGUCCCAGUUUGCGGACGAGAACAGGAAGCUGCAGGUGCAAGCGCAACUGGCAGAACAGCUGAGGAAGCAACAGCUGGAAGACGCUCAGGCCAACCAGCAACAGUUUAACUACUCAAGGCCAACGUCAACUGUCAGCAACUCAGGUGAUGCAAACAACCAUCAUCAGGCGGAGGACCACAUUGAGGAUGAGAACGAAGUGGCAACUUUUUCUUCGGAGGGAGUGAGCAACAUGGACUCAGAGCUCAACAGGGUUACCGCUGUCGCACAAGACAAGAGUCUGAACACUAAGCUGAAGGAACUGUCGAAUGACCUGAACUCAGUGCGGGAACAGAAGCAGUUGUCUGACAACGACAAGAUCCACCAGGACAACGUGAAGAAAGGACGGGACAAGUAUAAGACACUCAACCUCAUCCGAAAGGGAAACACGAAGAGCAGAGUGAACGAAUUCGAGGCCAUGUGAAUCAGCAUCAGGAAGCAGCAUCAUAACCAUAAUGAAAAAAAAAACAUGUGAACAACACGUGAAAAACAGAACAAAUUACAAGACAUACACUUGAUGAUAUUAAUAAUAACCUAAUCUUAUACAGAUAAAAGGAUAUUGACUAAUGACUAAAGCAAAAUUACGAUAGAAACACACAAAACAUGAAGAUAAUUGUUAGAUUUUUCCCUGUAACCUGGUGAUGCUAAAUCUCGAGGUUCGAUUGAUACUUGACAAAUUUUUUGUUACAAUGGGCGGCCAAGUUUUGAUCAAGGCUUUUAAAUUUCACCUAUGCGUUUUUUGAGGAGGGAAAAAUCGUGAAAAAAUAUGUUUCUAUCGUUCAAAACACGACGUGUUAUCAUAUACCGUUUGGUUUGUCGUGAGUGUUUUUUGUGCGAUUCCGAUUUGAUUUGAUAGUCUAACACGAACUAACUAAUUUCUUCUUUUGCGCUGUGAUUAAUUAUUCGAUCCUAUCUAUUCUCUUCGCUUUUGUUACUAUAUCUCCUUGGAAAGUCUUAUUGUGAUAAAGGUUUUCGUGAAAUCAACAUUUGGAAAAUUUGAAUAAUAUCUAUUUCUACUUUCUUGAAUCAAACUUUUCUUUGUCAGAAGAAAUUCUUUUUUUAGCUGAAAUUCUGAAACCUGUUGUAUCAUGUCAGGAAGUGGAAUAAUUGCGUGUGUGAAAUUUGAACAUCUCACAACAAGUAAUUGUAUUAUCUAUCAAUCGAUGCCUGUGCUAUCAGUUGUUUAAAACAGACCCAUUUUGGCGCUCUUUGAAUACAAUGGUCCUACAUGAGCAACCAAAACUCCAUCCAUGUGAUCGACUCAUCUUAAUUGAAAUCAUUAGUUGUUCAUUUUAGCCUCAAAACAAGAAGGCGAAAUAUGAUUGACGCGACAAUUCAAACUUAAAUAUACAAUUUUUUGUAAUGCGUUCGCUCCGUGCAGAAAAAAUAUUCCAAAACAGAAGUAUUCGAAAAACAUACUGAAAUUUUGGUUCGAGAAAGAACUGCUUUUUGGAACUUAAAUAAAACUUAACAUCGAUCUUCAACUACUUGUUAAAUCUUUAAUUGAAUUUUGUCGCGUCAAGUAUGCCUGGUUUGGCCUUAAAACCAAAAUGACCUUAAUAACAUCUGACCUCGAUCACCAAACCAUACGAUUUACCACACCUACUAUACAAAAGAACCCAUUAAAUAUCCGAAUAAAUUAUUUGCUACUUUACAUGUAAUGAGUGGGUGGUCUUUGCUAGAAAACAUAGUUGAUUGAAUUAAAUUUUACAUGCGAUUUGAAUGGCCUUAGUGUAAAACGAAAGAUGGUAAAUGUUGGUGACGCUUCAGUUAAUCAUAGUAGCUUCUCUACUCGUCUAUUUUUGUCUCAGAAUUUCUAUCUUUUUGAUACUAUUUCCAAUGCCGCUAUUUCCACUCUU
Messenger RNA from Symsagittifera roscoffensis, 3539 nucleotides. RefSeq names its product radixin-like. The transcript is spliced from 8 exons. Gene Ontology annotation, biological process: positive regulation of early endosome to late endosome transport; positive regulation of protein localization to early endosome; regulation of organelle assembly. Gene Ontology annotation, cellular component: plasma membrane; adherens junction; apical part of cell. Lineage: Eukaryota; Metazoa; Xenacoelomorpha; Acoela; Convolutidae. The coding region runs from base 194 to 2104 and encodes 636 amino acids. The record is from RefSeq and is a predicted model, not a curated record. Gene Ontology annotation, molecular function: actin binding; cell adhesion molecule binding.